AUGGAAAGAAACCCAUUGGAUUGCAUCAGUUGUAAAGAGGAUCUGUCAUCUCCCAUAUUUCUGCGAUGCUUACAUACUGUUUGUAAUCCUUGUGAGGCAAAUCAUUCCUCCACUUGUUGCAUAUUGCAAGGCAGUUCCAGAGAAGAAGAUGAUGUAUUAUGCUCGGAGGAUAAGUUGGCCGUUUUCCUGUUGAAGUCCUCACAAGAGCGGACAGACAAUUGUGCCAAUUGUGAGAGAAUGGUGCAUCCGAUGUUCUAUUGUGAAACCUGCCAACAGUACUUAUGCUCUCCAUGUAAAUUAUCAACUCACAAUGCCAAAAUGUUCCAAAGACAUAUUAUAAUGAAAUCAGAGGAGAGAAGUUUCGUUCAAUCGAAUUCCUUUUGUGAGAAACACAAUGAGCCAUUCGUUUUGUAUAAUGAAGAAGAACACAGUUUAGCCUGUAUCAAAUGUUUCAAUGAUGUCCAACCUGAGCAGAAAGUUUUUUUCGUAUCUUUAGAUCAAGCUUAUAAAAAUAUAUUGAGUAUAAUUGAAGUUCAAUCUGUCUCUCUGAAGAGCCAUCAAGACUUCCUACUACAGGAGCUCGAUACUAGAAGGAAAGCAUUAACUGAAGCAUCCAGGACAUAUUCUCAAGAAAAGGAAUCACUUGAUAUCUUAUGCGAUAGUAUCAUCGACGCUGUUAAUGAUACUCGUUCAAUUUUAUCGGAGCGCUUGGAAAGGGAGAAGGCAGAAGCUGAGUCAAGUUGUGAGAUUCAAAUCGAGAACAUUCAAUCUUAUAUCUUUCCAACAAAACUCUGCCUGAUGGCUACUCGGCUUUUAUUCUCUUCUGCUUCUCAGAUCGAUUCUCUACAGUUGUUGCCUCUGUUAAUCAAACGAACCCAGAUGAUAUGUUCCCAAAACAUAAAGAGAGUACCCCCACCAAAAACUUGUCAAAGUCUGCAGUUCCGCACAGAAUUAGCAAAAGUAUUGGAGCCUCAUAUAGGGUUAUCAGCUGCAUGGUGUCCUAUAUCCGCAGUUAGAGAAGGAACGAAGGAGAGUAAUGGUAGCUCAGGAUCUUGUAUCACAGUUUCCGGUUCUCAAAAUAUCAGUAAACCAAACGUUCUUCCCAAGUUCCAAGCUAUGAUUGAUCUUUCUGGUGCUUUCGGACAACUUUUCAAUAGAGUGGAAGGACCUCUGAAGGAUGUUGCAAUCGAAUUGUCAAAACUGAGUAUUCGUGCGCAAGAAAUGCAGCGAGAUAUCACGAAAAGGAGAUGUUUGCUGAAACCCGAACUCAUCAAUAUUCUGAUAAAAGAAUGUCAAAACCUUGAAACCACACUAGGUCUUCAUUCACAAUUGAUAGAAGAGCUACAACCAGAAAUGCAAGAGCUUUGGCAAGAACAAUUAGAUCGCGUUCGACGACAACAAAUUAUUUUUCGUGAGAAGGUGAACGAUUGUAUGAGCCUUCGUUGUAUUGUCCGUGAUGUUUUAAAUGCAGCAAAGCAACUCCGUCCUUUCGCUGUUUGUAUAGAGCAAAUGAGCUCUUUAAUUGAUCCACGGCGAUGUCAUCCACCAGAUCCAGCGCCUAUGGAGAGCAUAUGCCUACAAAUUUCAACUAUAGAGCCGAAUAGUGAAUGUAGGAUUGCGGCAAUCGAAAAGGAAGAGCAAAAUAGGAGAACAGUUUUGGAAGCAAAAAAAAAAGCUGAAGCUGCUGACAGGGAGCUGGUGAGGAAAGGAUUGAAGCAUGGGAAACACAGGAAGAAGGACCAAUUCCGUGUAAUGGUAAAUACAAAUAGGGAGAGAAGUCCAGGUGGUACAGAUUCAACUUUGUUUUCUCCGUUUAUGCGAAAAUUGAAUUGUUCGUACCGAGAUGUUUCGGACGAAACAAGUGUUUUCGCUGAUCAGGUAUUCAACUUUUACUCUAAAGAUGACACAUCUGGCAUUGACUUGGCUAUCUGUGAUCAGGCACGUUGCUCUUCGUCCCUAUCGCUAACCCUUCCAUCUUGCGAUAGUUCUCCGAACCAACAGUCAGACCAUGGAUUUAAAGCGGAGCACUGUUAUGCUCACGAUGACAGAGACUGUCAUUCUUAUAUGCUCCAAUCUCUGCAUGAUGUAUUCGCUCUUCAAAAAAGUGAUUCUGAUCCGAAUGAUAAGAAUGUUCUGGCCAGUGUUGUCAAAAUAUCACAAAAAAAAAAGAAAACACUUUCGCACAGAAGCUCAGAUGCUGAAGAAAGUUUCACAGAAGUCUUGGGUAGAACCCAGAGUAGUGGUUCUUCUGCGAAGGAUGUGAAACGUAGCAAAAAAGGAAGAUCAUCAGCGGAAGCAAUUAAUGAACCUACAGCUGAACUAACAGAACUAGACCUUGAUAGAUGCGACAUUCCCAAAGUACCCCAUUAUAUGACGAGUUCUGCAUUGAAAGUAGAGGACAAAAUCUUAGAAGGGUUUGAAGCUAAGGAGAAAAUUCUAAAAUCUCUGAAAGAGAAAGCUGAAACUAAAAAUAAUUCAGGUCAAUAG
Molecule: messenger RNA, 2487 nt
Organism: Auanema sp. JU1783
Lineage: Eukaryota; Metazoa; Nematoda; Chromadorea; Rhabditida; Rhabditidae
Source: the annotation of a GenBank genome assembly